AUGACCGAGGCGAAAGCCAACAAGAAGGCAGCUGCAGCCACAAAGGCAUCUCGAGGAAAGAAAAAUGCAGUGCAAGCUCAGCAAACGAAGAAGACUGCUCGCCGUCCUGACGCGAACGACUCGGAGCCCAAAGACAACGAGAGCAUUUUGACUCGGUCCGCAGCUCAAGCCAACACGAAUGCAGAGCAAACCAGGCCGACCAGGGAGAAGGCUUCCAGACAUGGAACACACAUGAAGGACACCCAAGGUGGAGUCGAGCAUGGUAGAAAGACUCGAUCUGCUUCUCACGCAGAACAAGUCCAGGUGAGGCAGCAAAUGCUUUCCAACGUUGCCACUGAAGCUGAAAAUCGCAUGAAGCAUGUUGCAUCAGACGCUACUACCGUCGACGAGCUCGCCGAGCUCACCGAGCUGGAGCGUAAGCAUGAUAUAUGCGCUCGAUCGAUGCAGUCGCUCGACCUGUUCCACCGUGAACGCGUGGAGCGUAUUCGUCGAUUCAUCUCUGUGGUCCAGCGAGACAAACAUCUGUCGGCAACUCGGUACGAAGACCCUCUCAGCCUCAGAGAGGAGCCGGCUGCCGUCACAGUUCAGCGUGAUCUAGAGGAGGCCAGGUACAACGACGCGCUUGGGAUGAUCAAGGAAUAUGCGGAGGAGGUUUUGGAGGAUUACAAGUCGACUGCUUGGGGAGACACAGCGAAUGAGCAUUUUCAGGAGCUGCGGAGGACUCGAGAACGCCUGCAGGCUUUUCGUGGACGGGGUUCAGAAUGA
Colletotrichum chrysophilum is the source of this 765-nucleotide messenger RNA. RefSeq lists its product as uncharacterized. The transcript has a single exon. Bases 1 to 765 code for a protein of 254 amino acids. NCBI's taxonomy places the organism in Eukaryota, Fungi, Ascomycota, Sordariomycetes, Glomerellales, Glomerellaceae. The record is from RefSeq and is a predicted model, not a curated record.